Molecule: messenger RNA, 1831 nt
Organism: Girardinichthys multiradiatus
Lineage: Eukaryota; Metazoa; Chordata; Actinopteri; Cyprinodontiformes; Goodeidae
Product: ATP-sensitive inward rectifier potassium channel 1-like
Exons: 2
Coding region: 116-1234 (372 amino acids)
Biological process (GO): potassium ion import across plasma membrane; regulation of monoatomic ion transmembrane transport
Cellular component (GO): plasma membrane
Molecular function (GO): ATP-activated inward rectifier potassium channel activity
Source: RefSeq, a predicted model, not a curated record
GAAGAGGACACACCUCAGCUGCCUGGGACCAAAGAGAUCCAGGAGACUGUCAUUCAUUUACCUUUGGAGGCUUCACGUACAGUAUUCAGUUUUGGUUACUGAAUUAUAAAGAAAGAUGAGCACCCUAAACAAACGAAUCCAAAACUACAUGUUGGAGAGGAAAAGGCAGCGGACCAGAUUAGUGACAAAGGACGGUCGCUGUAACAUUGAGUAUGGAAACAUCAAGUAUAGCACCCAUGUUGCCUUCCUGAUUGACUUCUGGACCACCUUUGUAGAGAUCAGGUGGCGUUUUGUCCUGUUUUUUUUCAUUGCAUCUUUCACACUCAGCUGGUUUCUCUUUGGCCUGCUGUGGUACUGGAUUGCCCGAGGUAAUGGAGAUCUGACAUGGCAAGAGCCCCCUUCAAACCACAUUUCAUGUGUUUACAAUGUUGAUGGACUCACUACAGCCUUCCUAUACUCACUUGAAACCCAGACAACUAUUGGGUAUGGCGGACGAGCAAUCACAGCUGAAUGCCCUGCUGCCUUGGCCCUUAUCAUCAUCCAGUCCCUUCUUGGAGCAAUUAUUAACUGCUUCAUGUGUGGAAUCAUCCUGUCCAAGAUCUCUUUACCCAAAAAGAGGGCCAAGACCAUCACCUUUAGUGAGAUGGCUGUCAUCAGUCCCUUAAAUGGUUCCCUCUGCCUGUCCAUCAGAGUGGCCAACUUGCGCAAGACCCUGAUGAUUGGAAGCCAGAUCUAUGGCAAGCUGUUGAGAACAAUUACCACACCAGAUGGUGAGACAGUUAUCAUGGAUCAGGUGAAUGUUGACUUCCUGGUAGACGGUGGGAAGGACAACCUAUUCUUUGUAACUCCUCUUACAUUGCAUCACAUUAUUGACAAGAGCAGCCCUUUCUUUGACAUGGCGGUGGACACCCUACAUGAGAAAGAGUUUGAGCUUGUGGUCUUUCUAGAUGGAACAGCAGAGUCCACAAGUUCUUCAUGCCAGGUACGAACCUCCUUUAUUCCCCAGGAGAUCAUGUGGGGCUACAACUUCUUGCCAAUCAUCUCCAAAAGCAAAGAGGGCAAAUACAGAGUCGAUUUCUCCAACUUCUCCAAAUUGGUGCCAGUAGCCACCGCGCAUUGUGCAUAUUGUUACCACAACAUCAAAGGAUCCCAUCUCCAUUCCAGAGAAGGACAUGACAACCCGGGCUUUGAGGUGAUUGAAAUCGACAAUCUCCCCAAUGUCAUCAAUAUGUGAAACACUAAAUGAAUUCCUGAAGGACAGACAGUUGCUGGAGGCACAGCUGGAUAACCCAGUGACACACAGCCUAAUACCUCAUUUUUAAACUCGAGUCAGAUAAACCAAUUGAUUUGUUAUUCUUUUGUCUUCACCACAGAUAAGAAACAUGUUGGGUCAGGGCACUCAUUGUGAGUUUCAUAUGUGUUUGCAUGUAAAACCAUGCCUGUGACUGUCUGCUGAUAAAAAAAACAGUUUUCAGAUCGGAGGUCAGGUCAUGUUAGCAUGGUUAAUUAACACAAAGCUUCACUCUCACUGGUGACCUUUGGUAUUACAAAAGCUCUUUAUGUCUUUCAUUAAAACAUGAAAAACAUCUGACAAGUCACAGAAGAAGCAAUGUUUCUAAUAAUCAACAUUGGUUGUUGUACUCAAAGCGAUAUGUUGACUUGAACCAGUUUGCUAAACUGUUCAGAUAUAAGCACUAGCGAAAGGCUGACCUCCUCGGCCCAUCUUGAGUGAUGUGGUUUUGUAUUUCUUCACAAAUAAGCAUAGUAUGAAAGAACAUGUCUCUCUUUACUAGGCUGCAUGCAGCAAGCUCAGUUAUAUUUGUAUGGUCUU